GUAAAAUACUGGACAGCAAAUCGCCUGGUGUAUUUGUUUCUAAAUCGUGCUGUAAGUAUCUUUGUUUUUAUGUACUAAGAACAUUUUAACUACCAACGAAAAUUGAUACACGUAUAACACGUAAUAAUAAUAAAAGAAUAUUAAUAAACAACGCGAGAUAUUGUGCAUUAUCAUCCUCAUGAAAGAGGAUGUUGUCAGCACUGGAGACAAAAUAAAAAAACAAAACAAAACAAAACAAAAAAAAAACAAACCAACAAACAAACAAACAUGGAAAGCACACUAGGGAACGGUUGGAUGAACAUCAGUAUUGACAAACAUAAAAUCAUAGAGUAAGUAAGAAGAAAUGAGGACCUAAAGGUAGACAUUGAGAGCUACUCACAUUAAUAUGCUAGGGGAGACAAGCAGGACGUACUAGUCAUUGAACAGCAAAGGAAAGAGAAAGUAUUAGUAGAGAUGUUAAGAGUAAUGCUCAUAGAAGAGAUGUGCUUUAAAUGCACUUUAAGAAGAUUCCGUGCUGAUAUUCCAAGACCCAUCUAGAAGGUGGAGUUAUACUGUUUCGCUUGCAGUAAUUAAACUGCCAGUGAUAGUAAAUGAUUGUUUGAGUUACAAGGGUGGCUUGCAUACGUUAGUCACUAGAACUUUGAAUUGUCUCCAAAAGAGUCCUGCGUGAAGCAAGAAAGUGGAUUAGGUGCCUUUUGGUUAAAAGAAUGUGGAUAAUGGUGAAAGUGCGUUGACUUUCAGUACCUGACAUUAAGUUUUAUGUAACAUCGCAUUUUAACCUCUACAUCUGUGACUACAAACAAACAUGACGAUGUUCGUGGUAACAUCUGCAUUUGCAGCUUUUCUUCUUGUGAUCCCAUGUGUCGAUGCACAGUCUCAUGUCCGGCUUGUAAAUGGAACUGACCAUUGGAAUGGCCGCCUUGAGAUGUUGUACGAUGGAACAUGGAGCACAGUCUGUGUCUUUGGGUUUAGGAAACAAGAGGCGCAGGUGACCUGCAGGAUGCUGGGCUUCAACACGUCGCAAGUUUUCGCCGUGUCAACAGAUAGGUACGGAUAUGGUUUGGACUAUAAAAUGUUACACCUGAAGUGUAAAGGUGACGAGACUAGCUUACAACAAUGUAGCCAUACACGGUUUUACACGGACUUCUGCCACAAUGUGGUUGGUAUCACCUGCAACACAGAACACGCACGACUGCGUUUGAGGGAUACUCAGAACAUGGGACCUGACAGAGGUCAGGCACAGAUAGACAUCGGGAAUGGUGAUUGGGAGACAGUGUGCGUGACGUCUGACGUCACUGCCGGGGUCGUCUGUAGACAGCUCGGCUUACCAUGGCAAGCGGCGAUUUUGAGAGAAAUACCUGUGGAGAGUUCCGAUGAAUUCAACCGACUGCUUCUGACAGUAACCAGCUUUAUAUUUUGCCUGGGGAAUGAGACAAACAUUUUUGAGUGUCAGCAUGGGUUGCCUCGUUACGGAGACUGCCGAGACUACAAAAUUAUUUGCAGGAACUUUUCUGUCAACAUUCAUACAAACAGUAAGCAAUAUCCUUUGAUGGAGGAAACAAAAGCUACUUUAAAGUGUGAGAGCAAUGAGCGGUCUGAUGUAAUAAAGUACACGUGGCCAGAAAAUGCAGGCGGGUUCCCUGAUGGCAGUAGCCUGAUCAUCACUAGAGUGACCAGGGAACAUCAUGGAAGCCGAGUGAGGUGUGAGGCGAUGUACAGUGAUGGUGAAGUUGUCUCCAGUGAUACACUGCAAUUACAGGUUUACUGUGAGUAUUGGGGUCGACCGGCAAUGAAUGCUGUGAAUAAAACCCCUCGACAGCAUUUAGUCUCCGUAAGCAAAUUAGUUUUAAAUUGAAGAUCCCACAGAAAAAAAGCGCUUUUUGUACGAGUUGUAUAGGUUAAUGUUCUCUCUCUUUUUUUAACCUACAUACAAGGUUAAGUGUGUUUGUUUGUGUAUAUAUAUUUGCACAUUUUUCAACAUAAACUUGUGUUUUUGGUUUCAGGGAGAUGUUAGUAAAUUAGUAAAAACCAAGACACUUGUCAGAUGUACAGAUGGUAUAUGCGAUGAAUCAAAUUCUAUCGGCUUGUUUACAGAUCGCCCGGUUAUCAGGAUAACACGAAGUGAUAAUCAGGGUCAGCCACUGUCCACCUACUC
Pomacea canaliculata is the source of this 2155-nucleotide messenger RNA. RefSeq names its product deleted in malignant brain tumors 1 protein-like. The transcript has 7 exons. NCBI's taxonomy places the organism in Eukaryota, Metazoa, Mollusca, Gastropoda, Architaenioglossa, Ampullariidae. Bases 806 to 1855 code for a protein of 349 amino acids. Gene Ontology annotation, cellular component: membrane. The record is from RefSeq and is a predicted model, not a curated record.